This is a messenger RNA of Thunnus maccoyii (southern bluefin tuna), 708 nucleotides long. RefSeq names its product rano class II histocompatibility antigen, A beta chain-like. Gene Ontology annotation, molecular function: MHC class II protein complex binding. Gene Ontology annotation, biological process: immunoglobulin production involved in immunoglobulin-mediated immune response; peptide antigen assembly with MHC class II protein complex; positive regulation of T cell activation. The transcript has 4 exons. The record is from RefSeq and is a predicted model, not a curated record. Lineage: Eukaryota; Metazoa; Chordata; Actinopteri; Scombriformes; Scombridae. Gene Ontology annotation, cellular component: MHC class II protein complex. Bases 181 to 636 code for a protein of 151 amino acids.
UGCAACAACAAGUUGGAUUUUAAGUUGGAUUCAACAAACUCGCUUAACUGCCUGAACUUAUUGUAAAUCACUUGUUUCAGCCUAUUGAAUGCCACCUGUUCAUGCGUAGAUAGUGCUGUUAUAAGCGGACCAAAGAUCAAGCUGAAUUCGGUGAAGCAGCCUAGUGAUAAACACCAUUCAAUGCUUGUGUGCAGUGCCUAUGACUUUUAUCCAAAACAAAUCCGAUUGACGUGGUUGCGGGACGGGCAGGAAGUGACCUCAGCUGUUAGUUUUUCUGAAGUGAUGCCUGAUGGAGAUUUUUACUACCAGAUUCAUUCCUACCUGGAGUAUACCCCGACACGAGGAGAAAAAAUUACCUGCAUGGUCGAACACUUCAGCCUCUCUGAACCAAUGCUUCAGGUCUGGGACCCCUCCCUUCCUGUAUCACAACAAAUUCAAAUAAUUCUGGGAGUGUGCGGUCUGAUGCUUGGUUUUGCCUUUAUUACCUCUGGAUUCAUCUACUACAAGAAAAAGUUUGCUGCAUACAUCACUUUCUGCCAAGGGCAAAUAUUGAUUGAUGUGGCAGACCUCCCCGAAGCUGGAGCAUCUCAGCAGUCUGAACAUACACCAGAAUUGUUGGUAUCCAUGACGAUCUGAAUAUGACGCUCUAAAAAAUGAUAAUGGACCGUCACAAUUCUCUGUAUCUCAAGUUUUAGUUCAGUCAUUCUA